Messenger RNA from Heterobasidion irregulare TC 32-1, 4430 nucleotides. RefSeq lists its product as uncharacterized. The annotation marks the transcript as partial. The transcript is spliced from 13 exons. Lineage: Eukaryota; Fungi; Basidiomycota; Agaricomycetes; Russulales; Bondarzewiaceae. The record is from RefSeq and is a predicted model, not a curated record.
AUGCUCGAAGAGCUGCAAGGAUCGGGUCACCGCGCCUUCGAGCUUCGAUCAUAUAGAGCCCUUCACACACCUGCCGAACCAAGACAUGAUGCACGAUGCGUCAUCGAAGCCCGGCACAGUCCAAAUCCCCCGCGUCCGAUAUCGACGAUGGCCAUCUCGAUGACGUCGAAGAGCCCCCGGGGUGGCGAGGGGGUAGGGCAUGAUAAGUUCCUAUCAAGACCAUCACGCAACGCGCACACGCAAGCGCCCACAGUCCCUGACCCGCGCAUCCUCGAGGUUCGCGCCAUCCACAUGUCCGAUCGCAUCAGCUUCUUGGCUUCCUGGGAUGGCGAUGGCGCAGAUUGCCGGGCCCCGUCGGUCCUUGUUGGGCCCUGCGCCGCGCUCGGCGGUCCCUGGGGUGCAUCUCCAGCUACGGCGGGGCAGGAGCGGGGAGCGUGCGGAUGCGAGCGAGCAGCAUCGCCCACGACGCAAGAUGUCACGACGCGUCGCGCGCGACGUUCUGCAGCCUUCCCUGGCGUUCUUCCUGCGCAUGACGCCAUCGCCGCCGGGCGAGCACGUCACAAGAAGGGGAUGGACGGUGGAUGGCGCCCUAUGGAGCCCAAGCUCGGACGAAGUGCGAGUCGAAGUCGAAGGGCUUCUGUCUCGCCUGGCCGUGGCCGCCUGCCUCCGCCAACGCUCUCCCCUCGCUUGCACUCGCACACUCGCACGCCGCACGCGACUGGAGAGGACCCCGCCGAUCGCGGGUUCGCGGAUUCGCAAACCCACCCUCGCUUCGACGCCCGUCCGCCCGUCCGCCGCGCCAUAUCUCGACAGCUCGUGCGAGCGCUUAUCUUCCGACGACGACGACGACGCGCGCGCGCGCUCGGGACCCCGGGCAUAGAUGCGCGCUUAGCGCUUAACUCCUGCUCAUGCCCGCCUAUUCCCGCUUACGCUUACCCUUCUAAUUACACAACAACGGCUCCAAGCUGGCGCUUGGGUGCCUGUGGCCCCCAUCAGUUCGGUGAUGCGACGCGACCCGGGCUUCUGAUCGGGGCGCGCGAAAUCGGGCGGGCUGCGAGUCGUGUCGGGGAGCCUGGCGAGGGGCAGUUGGGGACCGAGUGCGUUGGUCGGCGCGAGGGAGGAGGGAGCGAGGAAGGGAGGAUCUGGGUGGAUAUGGCACGGAGGAUUCGGGAGGGUUGGGGCCUGGGAUCAGCCGCGAGACGCGCGCUGGCUUCUUUGUUCGGUGCGGUGCGGGACGCGUUAUCGCAGACACGAUGCGCGACGGAAAUCGACGUCGAUGCGAAUAAGACAGUCGACGGGCGUGACACGCAUAUCAACGGUUGCGAUCGGCGCAAUGGCCGGAGCGUCGGGCGACGGUCGCAAGGCGGAGAGAUGGAGACGUGGGGACGCGGGGGACAUCGGGGAGGCAUCACAGCACGGACGGACCGCCUUGGCGCGAGCCGGCGGUCGCAUCCGCCUGAUCUCGACGACGAAAACGGGGAUCCGACUCCAGCUCUAGCAAGUCAGGAAGAUCGUCGGAGGGGCCGCAGGGACGCGCAGGCGCGCAGGCGUAUCCUUUAUGGCGUUUCAGCUGUCACGAUGCAGCGCCCAAGGACGAGGACAGAUGACGAGCGUGCAGUAUCUGGCGUGUCCCGUGCGUGCGUCUGGCAGGGCGACCCUGAUGAUGGGCGUGCUAUAUUCGUUCGGGCACGCAUGUGGGAGUUGUGGUACUCGGACACGUCCUCGAGGGCCCGUGUGGCGUUAAGCGUACUUUGGCUGCCCGUUUUGACGGAGACACAUACACACACACGUACAUACAUACGAUGCGUGCUGCGUGGGCCGUGCCGCGCGGUGGGCGUAGGGCGGCGAGGCACGCGCACAGGACCUGGAGUUGGCGUGCGUGGCGCUGAGAUGCGGACGAGAUGCGGACGCGGGCGCGCGACAGUUGCUCGACUGGGAGGGCAAGGCGGUCCCUGGGGCGUGGACGGAGCUAAUUCCGGGAGUGCACAGGCGUGCAGGCUCUUUGCGCCGUGCGAGGCGCCGCUGGCGUCGGUCGAUCGUCGCACCCCCGCGUGGUACAGCAACAGCACCAGCUGUGAUAUGCGCGCUUUGCAUGACAAGCACGCGCCCAUGCUGGGACUCGCAAUCCGAGGCAUGUGCGCGUUAAUCGUCGACGCGGCGCCAACGCUCGCGGCGCCCACCCCACGGCCUCGCGCGACUGCGAUGCGUGCACUUGCUGGGGAUCCUGUCGCCGGGCUGCGCAGGACUGCGCAGCGGCCUGGCGAGCCCGUCGACGUCGAAGACAAGCUCUACGUGAGCAAGGGUCCUCACGCGCGGGCGCCAGAGCGGGAUCCAGGGCUCUCGGGGCCCUUUCUGAUGGAUCCCGGAGAGGCGCGCGUGUGGGUCUGCGUGGGUCCGCUGCACGAAAGCGGGGCCUCUUUGUUCGAUUUUGAUUCGGAGUGCUUCGAUCAGAAGCGGGUAGAGGGCGCGGUGAUCUUGGGCUUGGGCGAUGGCGCGCGGGGCCUGGACUGGGUCCAGCCUGGAGGCGGUGCGCGGUGCCAGGGCGUGAGAAUCCAAGCGGGAGUGUUGCGCGCACGCGGCGGAGAAUCGGAGGGGGAGAGAUCUGGCGGCGGGGGAUGGCGAUGCCGGAGGGGGAAUGGAAGAGUGCCGGGGACUGCCGGCAGAGGAGGGUGCCAAAAGGGGGAAACCGGACGAACGGUCGGUGCAGGGGACGAGAUAGGCGUCCUCCUUCUCCUCCUCCUCUCCCCCUCGUCCAAACACGCACCCGUCCCAUGGAGGAACUCACCGCGCGCGCCCUGGAGAGGGCACACCACGGAAUCUCUCUUUGCUCACCUUCUUUUCUUCCUCCCUCUGCCUGCCCCUCCCGCCCCACCGCCCUGUCACCGUCCUGUCGCCCACCGCCACCUUCCUGCCACCGCACACGACAACCGCGUCGUCCCUUCUCUGCUGCGCCCCCCGCCCCAUCCGCCUAUAUCCCGCCCCCUGGUCCACUGGUCUAACCACCUCCCUGAUCGCGCAACUUUAAUCCAACCCCGCGUCAUGCCAUCCUCGCCUGCCCGCGCGGCCCCUCCCUCGUUCAUCGACGGCAGAGAAUACGAGCUCAAUGUCCGCCAGCAGCCCAAGCAGGCCAGGAUGUGCGGUGUCGGCGGUACGCCCCUACGCUCUUCCUCUUCCGGCCUUGUAUCCCCGCUCAUCGUCAUAUCUUCAUCGCCAGCCGACCGUCGACCCAUCGACCCGCCGCCGAUCGUGCAGCUGCGCGUCAUCAAUCACGACAGGCGCAACAGAGGCUCGCCCUCGCCCUCGCCCCCGCCCCCGCCGCCCCAGCACCCGCAGGGCCAUACCCACGAGUCCCCGCUCGACGCGUCGAUGCUCACCCCCGCCGGGUUCGGGCAGACGUUCCUGCAGAAUCCAUACUAUUUUAUGUUCGCGAGCCUCGCUAAGCCGGACGACGACACGGAGUUGCAUUGGAUGAAGGAUGGAAAGACCCGCUGCACCACAGGCUCGGUCGUCUCCUCCCUCUACCAUCUCAAAGAUUCUGAGAACGAAAACCGCGACGCGGGCUUUUUCGUCUUCCCGGAUCUUAGCGUCCGCCAGGAGGGCAGCUACCGUCUCAAGCUGAGCCUGUUUGAGGUUGUAGGGUCAAAAGUCUAUCAUUGCAAGUCCAUUUUUUCUGCUCCUUUUUAUGUUUACACAGCGAAGAAGUUUCCGGGCAUGGAGGAAUCUACCCCACUCUCCUGCUCGUUAGCCGACCAGGGUAUAAAAAUACGUAUCCGAAAAGACAUUCGUCAGCGCAAACCGCGCGGCUCGGGGCCCCCUUUCCCCACCAUGCCCCUCCCACAUCCGCUUCCCCAGCCCGAGCCCAUCCCUGAUGACGAGGACGUCGAGCAAGACAGCGAGCCGGAGGAGGAUAAGGGUAGAAAGCGUAGCUCUGCCACCGUCGAACGCGACGACCGCGACCGCGAGCCCAAGCGCGCGCGCGUCGACCCAGACAGCUCCGGAGAGUGGAGCAUCGACCCCACCCUCGCGCCAGCUCCCCAGGUAUCUGCAUCAGCGUCCGCGCCGCCCACGUCGGCCGUGUCGACGGGCAGCUCGGGCUACGAUCAUCACCGCCCGACGCUGCAGGCCAUCCCGCCGCCGCCGCACCCACCCACGGCGGCUUCACACCACUACGCCCCACAUCACGCGUACGAGCCGCCGCCGCCACCGCCUCCACAGCACUCGCACCCGCAGACGCCGACGCAUCCGCCCCCUCCCCCUCCUCCCCCGCAGCACCACCAGCAGCACCAUUACUCGCAGCCGCCGCCUCCCCCGCCGCCGCACACCCUGCCGCCCCCGCACCACCAGCAGCCGGCGCACUCGAUCCCGCCUCCGCCUCCGCCGUACCCGCAUACGCACUCGCCGUACGCGCAAUGGGGUCCGCCGCCGUAUGA